UUCCGCAGCGCGACGCCCAACGCGCGCGGCCAGUACAGCGACGCGGUGCUGAGCGAGCUCGAGAGCCAGAACGACGAGCAGAUGGAGGGAAUGAGCGCCAAGGUGCGCAUGCUCAAGGAUAUCACCCUCGCCAUCGGCGACGAGAUCCGCGACUCGACCGCCUUUGCCGAGAAGAUGAACGACUCGUUCGACAGCACGCGCGUGCGCCUGCGCGGCACCAUGAACCGCAUGCUGCGCAUGGCCGAGCGCACCGGCGUCGGCUGGAAGGUGUGGCUGGCCUUUUUCGCCGCCGUCGUCGUGCUUUUCUGGUACGUCUGGCUGUUCUAG
Molecule: messenger RNA, 327 nt
Organism: Aplosporella prunicola CBS 121167
Lineage: Eukaryota; Fungi; Ascomycota; Dothideomycetes; Botryosphaeriales; Aplosporellaceae
Exons: 2
Biological process (GO): endoplasmic reticulum to Golgi vesicle-mediated transport
Source: RefSeq, a predicted model, not a curated record